This is a messenger RNA of Mesorhabditis spiculigera, 285 nucleotides long. The record is from the annotation of a GenBank genome assembly. Lineage: Eukaryota; Metazoa; Nematoda; Chromadorea; Rhabditida; Rhabditidae.
AUGCGUGUACCAAAAGGAGCGCCGCUAACGUUAAACCUGCGGCUACGACAAGCCCUACCCUUCUUCAAUCGCUUCAACCAGAUUCCACUCGGCACUUGGGCUGUUGUAUCCGUCGUGACGAUCACAGGACUCGGCUUCUUCGCAGUCGGCGUUUAUCCGAAGCUCAACCACGACUACUAUGCGGAGGCGCAGGCCCGGGAAAGAGCGCUGAUUGAUGCAACGAAAGAAGAAUUAGCGCAAGGCCAGAAUGUAUGGAGGGAUCCGUUUGAGAGGAAGGAGAAGAAA